AAUCACUUCCAUCACUUGUAUAUCCAACCAACCAUGUUCACCUAUCGCCUGAAACUGAUGAUCCUGCUGGGUCAACUGCUGCUCGGCAUCCACAGUUAUCCUUUGGGCGAUGACGUGUCCUCCAAUGCAGUGGUCCAUUCGGCGGGACUCCUGGGUCACUAUGCCGGCGGACUGACUGGCGGCGAAGCCUUGUCCAAGCUGGACUUCAGCUCAUCCUCGCAUGAAUUUGGCGCCACCGGGGAGGCGGAUCACUUGGGCUCGCUGGGCGAUCACCUGGGCGAGGAGAGCUUCCCGGCGGAUUACGGCAGCAGCGAUGCCGGCGAAGAGUACGCCGAGGCCAGCGAGGUGCACGCCCACUACGAGGACCACAAGGCUGUGCCCGGCAUCGAUCAUGGCAAGGGCGCCUUCAGCUACAGCACCCUGUACGAGUUCAAGGAUCGGGAUGAGCACGAACUGCAGCACAUCCAGCACCAGGCACUCGAACAGCAGGUGGAGCACCAGGCGGAGCACGACCUGUCCGAGCACCACCUGGCGGAGCACCACCAUCUGGAGGAUCUCUACUAAGACUGUGAUAGUCGCACCCAAGACCUAGCAAUAUGCUCUAUAACUCUUUUUUUUUAACGAUUA
Molecule: messenger RNA, 627 nt
Organism: Drosophila yakuba
Lineage: Eukaryota; Metazoa; Arthropoda; Insecta; Diptera; Drosophilidae
Exons: 1
Coding region: 34-564 (176 amino acids)
Source: RefSeq, a predicted model, not a curated record